AUGCAAAUUAAGAUUAUAUUAGAAGACCGGGAAGAGAUAUCUAGUUGGAUAAAGAGAAAAUUGACAGAAAAUGAAGGUACGGUUAAGAACGUCGAGGAUCCAGACUAUAGUUUUACGAAGAAGGACUUUCUCCGACUGAUAUCCUCUAUAUGGCAAGCGGAUCGUCGCAUUUUCAUGCCCGGGUUGCUUAAGGCUAUCAUGACGUUAGCGCUCCAAUUAUACCUCUUCACCGGAGUAAGAAUUGGAGCAUUCAUACAGGCCUAUGAGGAUAGAGACGAGAGAGGCCUAAGAUAUAAGGUAGGAAACUACGAUCUUGGGGUUGUGUAUGGCUAA
This is a messenger RNA of Penicillium egyptiacum, 333 nucleotides long. Lineage: Eukaryota; Fungi; Ascomycota; Eurotiomycetes; Eurotiales; Aspergillaceae. The record is from the annotation of a GenBank genome assembly.